CGACAGCCGGAGCCUCCGGGAACCGCCGUGUCUGCCUGACCUCUCACCCCAUCUCGUCCCGAUCUGCAGCAGGAAGUACUAAAAGUGAAGAUUACUGGAAUGGGUUCAGAGCACCCGUGAGUCUGUGCAGCGUUUGGACAGUCACUUCGGUGCACAAUGAACUGGGCGUUCCUCCAGGGCCUCCUCAGCGGGGUCAACAAGUACUCCACUGCAUUCGGCCGCAUCUGGCUCUCCGUGGUCUUCAUCUUCCGGGUAUUGGUGUUCGUGGUGGCGGCAGAGAAGGUGUGGAGCGACGAGCAGAGCAACUUCAAGUGCAACACGCUACAGCCUGGCUGCCUCAAUGUCUGCUACGACGAGUUCUUCCCAGUGCUCCACACGCGUCUGUGGGCCCUGCAGCUCAUCUUUGUCACCUGUCCCUCGCUGCUGGUGGUCCUGCACGUGGCGUACCGCAUGGACCGCGAGCACAAGCACACGCUCAAGUACGGCGAGGGCUGCACCCACCUCUACGCCGAUGCCAACAAGAAGCGCGGCGGCCUGUGGUGGACCUACCUCCUGAGCCUCGUCUUUAAGGUAGCGGUGGACGCCGUCUUCAUUUUCCUGGUCUGGUACAUCUACAAGGUCAAGUUCUUCCCCCUGCUGGUCGUGUGUAACGAGAGUCCCUGCCCUCCCAAUGUUCACUGCUACAUCUCCAGACCCACAGAGAAACGCAUCUUCACCAUCUUCAUGGUAGUCACCAGCUUCAUUUGCAUCCUGCUAACCCUCUGUGAGAUCGUUUACCUGGUGGGAAAACGCUGCUUCGAGUGCCUCUCGAAAAAUCGACGCAGGCGUCCCUUCAUCAUGCCCAUCUUCCCAGCCAGCAAGGAAAACAAACACUUCGAGUCCCAGCAGCUGAAGGUUGCCAACCACAACGAAGUCGAGGCCUCAGCUCCUGUGUAUAACACAGCUGUCACCAAACUUUAGCCAGUGACUUUCGGAACGAUUCUAAGCCAGCUCAAGGGUUCUGUCUACAACAGUCAAGGGAUGAGAUCCUUGAUUGUUGCCCUGUUUUGUUAUGUCUAUAAAGCCAACUAGUCUUCUCAGAAUAACAGUGGAGAUAAAACAAUGGUCCUGUAUGAGAAUGGUAUGAAUGAUCACUGAUUUAUCGCUUUGUAUAGGGUUUCGUAUGUAGUGUCACUCUUCAGUUUUUUUUUCAUACAUAACAUAAUUGAGUUUUUCCUCAGAAGCUACAUAGGCCAUUAGGCUAUUUGUAGGAUAUUUUUCACCGUGACCCUGACUUGGAUAAGCAGAACAGAAAAUGGAUGGAUUCCACAUUUGAUUAUUUGUUUUAAUUUAAUUUUCAUUUCAUAUAAUAAUAUGAUUUCCUGUGACUCUCCUGAAUGUUAACUGCUGUUUAACCAGUAGCCAUUUGUAUUAGAUCAAAUCUACAAAUAAAACUUGCAGUUAGGCUUCUUUCAGCACCACAAUCUCUUCCUCUACAGCCUUUAAAAGACUGCAGCACAGCACCAGCACAGCACCAGAACUAACCACCAGCAGCUGCUUUUCUUACUGUACUGUUGUACACGUGUGUUUUGUGUUGUUUUGUAAUUAUUUUCAUUUUCUAUUCCUUCAUAAGAUCUAGACAAUGGCUGACAAUUGCUGGCAAACGAUUUACAUUAACUGUACUUUCCCAAGGUUUCGUCUUUCUAGGGAGUGUUUCCUUGCCACUGUCGCCUCUGGCUUGCUCACUGGGGGCUUUGGGCGGGGCCAAUAAAAAGGGCUUUGAGACAAUGUAAUGUUGAGAAAAUGCACGACAUAAAUAAA
Molecule: messenger RNA, 1800 nt
Organism: Paramormyrops kingsleyae
Lineage: Eukaryota; Metazoa; Chordata; Actinopteri; Osteoglossiformes; Mormyridae
Product: gap junction beta-4 protein-like
Biological process (GO): cell-cell signaling
Cellular component (GO): connexin complex
Molecular function (GO): gap junction channel activity
Source: RefSeq, a predicted model, not a curated record